UUAACGUAGUUUGAUCUUUUGAUUGUGUACCAAAGUCGGAUCAUGGACAGUGAAGUACAGAGAGAUGGAAGAGUUCUCGAUCUCACAGAUGAUGCCUGGAGAGAAGACAGACUGCCAUAUGAGGAUGUGACGAUCCCACUGAGUGAACUUCCAGAAGCAGAACAAGACAACGGCGGAUCAACCGAGUCAGUCAAAGAACAAGAGAUGAAGUGGUCAGAUCUCGCCCUGCAAAGUUUGCAUGAAAACACCCCAAACAUCGGCAGUUAGAUGGGAAGGCUCUGUCCUCUCCAACUGAUCCUUCUGUGGGUGAUCUGAUCCAAGAUUUAUUUAUAAUAGAAAGAACUCGGACUCGUUUCUGAAAAUAUGACAUUAACUGUGCCACUGUGAUUUUCAUUAAAAGUGUUUCAUUGUUUUGAUAUCAAAAGAACUAAAUAAAAUGUUUAAAACUGAAGUGCAGUAGGCCUAUCAAUCCAUUUUAGUUGUGUGCUAGUUGUUUAAACUGCCAGACAUUUGGCUUUUUCCUCACAAUUUACAAAAUGUUCAAGGUUUCAGAUUAGUUAUCUAAAAUGCACAAUACUUCUUUCAGUUUUGUUAGUUGCCACCUACAAUUGAUCAAAAGUGACAGUAAAUAAAUUUAUGUUAGAAAAUAUUCUUAUUUCAAAUAAACACUGGUCUUUGAAUUUUC
Rhinichthys klamathensis goyatoka is the source of this 685-nucleotide messenger RNA. It is a transcript of the gene anapc13, whose product is annotated as anaphase promoting complex subunit 13. Gene Ontology annotation, biological process: protein K11-linked ubiquitination. The record is from RefSeq and is a predicted model, not a curated record. The coding region runs from base 43 to 267 and encodes 74 amino acids. Lineage: Eukaryota; Metazoa; Chordata; Actinopteri; Cypriniformes; Leuciscidae. The transcript is spliced from 2 exons. Gene Ontology annotation, cellular component: anaphase-promoting complex.